This is a messenger RNA of Linnemannia hyalina, 1797 nucleotides long. NCBI's taxonomy places the organism in Eukaryota, Fungi, Mortierellomycota, Mortierellomycetes, Mortierellales, Mortierellaceae. The record is from the annotation of a GenBank genome assembly.
AUGGAUCAAAACGAAGCGUCAAGCAAUUAUACACAUAACAACAGCAACACCCAGCAUCCUGCUGAGAAUACAAACACUGCUGCCCCUACCUCGAAUCCAUCCUCAACUCCACAACCCCCAACUACAACACCUCCUCCAGCAACGUCCACAACGACGACGACCAUGCCUACCUCAACGACUGCUGCUGCUCUAGAGGUUCCACCUCCAUCAACAGCCACAGCAACUACUGAACCAACUGCCUCAAGCGCGGCAUCGUCUGUUUCCGUAACCGCGUCUACCGCACCGACCACGACGACGACUACUACCUCGCCAAACCCGACUCCACCGUCGGCUGCACCAGCUACAACGCCCACUGCUCCCGCUGCUCCGACCACUACCACCUCCACCACAGCGCCUUCAAAUGAUGCACCUGCAGCAGCAGCGGCAUGUCAGGCAGAGAUCACUCCAAUGAUGGUCCCCGACCCGAUGUGCCCAACCUGCUACAGCGAGUUUGUCGAAAAGAUCGAGGCUGACAACGAUCCCCGUGCAUUCGCUCCUCCUGCUCUUGCAGUCCCUGUUCAUCUCACAGGGGAACCACACCAGUCUGAAGGCGGACAACAUCCCGAAGGAGAGGGACUAAACCUUCAAGGGCCCGUCAAUCUCGAGGAUCUCUUCCAGCUGUUCCAGGUGUUCUAUACCCCUCAGAGGUCAGAGGCCCAACAACAGCAGCAACGUCAACGACAACAGGAGAUAUAUCAACAACAACAACAACAACAACAACAACAACAACAACAUCAACAUCAAAAUCAGCAACAGCAACAACAACAUACCCCGGGUCAGUUUUUCACGACGGGGACACAAUACAUCUUCACAUCUGGACCUUCGGGUACGACUCGGAUGGUGGCUCCUUUGGGCUCUAGUGGUCCUAUUCCUGCGCAUGGAUCACAGCAGCCUGAAGGUGGACAUACUCUUGGUGGGAACCUUUCUGGAUCAGCGCCGACCACAGAGGGAGGAACCGCAGGAGAAGGUCAGCAUCCACCACCUGUUCCCCAAUGGCAUAGCCCUCCUUCGCUCAUCUCCGGUCUUUUGAGUCGCCUCGGCAUAGAGAUCCAUUACACGACUGACCCAGCUGCACUCUCGGGAGGAUUUGGUGGACCAAUGAGUUUUGGAGGUGGGUUCCCCCCUAUGGUUGGCAACCCUGGUGACUAUGCUUGGGGACAGGGAGGACUCGACGAUAUUAUUACGCGGAUGAUGGAGCUUCAAAAUCGCCAGCAUGGCCCUGUGGGCGCCACGGAGGAGAUCAUUAAUGCUAUCCCUCACCACACUCUGACUGACGAGGAGCUCGAGGCGAAAACAGAGUGCAGUGUAUGUAAGGACGAGUUCGCAAAGGAGGAUAACUCACUCCAGCUGCCGUGCAAGCAUAUCUUUCACGAGGACUGCAUCAAGCCAUGGCUCAAAGUCAGCGGCACCUGCCCCACCUGUCGGUUCUCGUUGGUAGAAGGACAGGACGGUCAGCAUGCAGGUGAUCAUACUCCUGCUCCUCCUGGAGGUCAGGACAACAAUAGCGGCAGUGGAAACAAUGCGCCUCCAGGAGGCAACUCGAACUCAUCUACAGGAGUAGGUCCUGGUGGCGGUGGAGGAUUUUUUGGAUUUGGAUCCGUGCCUCCUGCAUCUUCGGGAACAAGCAUUCCUGGAUCCUUCCCUUCCAACAGCAACAACAACAACGCCACUGGUGGUAACGGUGGUGGUGGUGCUCAGACCCAGUCCGGUGGUUCUCAGAACACCGACCAUAACCUCCCCAUGGAGCCGUUGGAUUAG